GGUGGAGAUGAAGGAUAGGGUUUUGGAUUUGGUGGUGUUGUGUUGGGGCGCGGGGUUUAGUUAACGUUGUGUAAAGUAGGCUGUCGUUUGCUGGUUCCAUGACGUACCUACAAUUAUGUACCUACCUAUGCAGCGAAGCCACCGUUUUCGGUUCGCGCGCGCUGCCGGCAGUCUAUUUCGUCGGUAUCGAUUAAGCGUAAUGUAUAUAUGUAUGUUCUCUCUUUCUUUCUCUCUCUCUCUCUCUUCUCCACCGUCCCUCUCUAAUCGUCAACUCUAUACCCAACCCAACCCCAACUCCAAAACCCACCAAACCAAACCAAACCAAUCCCAAACCAAUCCCACGCUAUGCAAACCUAAAAAAAAAAAAAAAAAAAAAAAAAAAAAGGGGCACCGGAUCCCACAAUCCAAAAGCUUAACCCACCAACCCAAUCAUACCCAAACCCAAUCGCGUCCCCGCACCCUCAUCAACAUAGCAAUCAUCACACAUACUCUUCCAACCCCCAAAGAAAAUCAAGGCGACAGCACCACCCCCCCAUCCACAGCCUCGCACAGCAACUGCGUCGAGAGGCCCAGCUCCUUCAACGGCGGCGGCUUGUGUUUCUGCAUCUGCGGUCGUUGAUACUGCUGCUGCUGCUGCUGCUGCUGCUGCUGACUC
Messenger RNA from Aplosporella prunicola CBS 121167, 655 nucleotides. RefSeq lists its product as uncharacterized. Bases 116 to 619 code for a protein of 167 amino acids. NCBI's taxonomy places the organism in Eukaryota, Fungi, Ascomycota, Dothideomycetes, Botryosphaeriales, Aplosporellaceae. The transcript has a single exon. The record is from RefSeq and is a predicted model, not a curated record.